Messenger RNA from Ilex paraguariensis (yerba mate), 336 nucleotides. NCBI's taxonomy places the organism in Eukaryota, Viridiplantae, Streptophyta, Magnoliopsida, Aquifoliales, Aquifoliaceae. The record is from the annotation of a GenBank genome assembly.
AUGGUUGCAUCCGCCUGCUUUGUGCCUGGAAUCAUACAUCAUGAUUUGGUGGCCAAGAACGCCUUAAUCAAGAAAAGCUUGACUCUGUUGGACAUGCUACCUGAUUAUAGCAGAGCUGUAAAGAGAGCAUUCACAAAAGCAGACUCUCCAGAUUGCUGGGAAAUUAUCAAUGGCAGGAGACAAGUUAUACUUCACAUUGCAUUAGUGGAUAACAGGAAGCCCAUAGUAGAAUAUAUCUUACAAAACAGCAGAGCAAUCAGCACUCUCAUAACACAGAAAGGUGAAGAUGACGACACACCUUUCCAUUUCUUAGCUGCUUCGUGCCUGACUUCGUAA